CCAAAGCAACAACCGCAUCCAUUAAUUCCAACGCGUCCACUGCCGCAACUACCUACACCACCUACACAGUAUGACCAGGGUUCGUCGAGCCCUUACAUGAGGCGCAAACAGGUUCGCGCCACGCAGGCGUGCAACCACUGUCGAACACGCAAACAGAAGUGUGAUGAAGCAAGACCAUGCCAGUUCUGCAGAGAGAACAACUUAGAUUGCCAGUACAAGGAAGUGCCACCUCCAAAACAAGAUCGUAGCAUGAUACAACUUCAGGAGAGCGUAAAUGACAUUUACGAAGUACUGAAAAAUCAUGUAGGAGAGGUCACCUCAUGGAGACAGAGCGUCGAGACCAGACUCCCCUUGACCAACCCGAACCAGACCACGAACCUUGCUUCGCCAGAAGCAGGUUUCACAGCACCCAACAGACCACAAUCACAGAUGUCUCCUUCAGCAUCACAAGCAUUGACUCCGAUCAAGCAAGGGUCCAUGUUUGCUCCUCCUCAGCAACCAGCAACACCGGUUGACAGCGUCAGAAGCGAGCACAGUGGUGCAACGGGACUACCACCCAAGGAGAAGAGCGGAUUACAGAGUGACCACACCACACCAGCACAUAAACUGUUCGAGGAGUGGCCCUCGAUGGGGCACUUCUGCCGGAACAUCGACUAUAUUGAGAAGUUGAUCGAAGGCGGCCACGAAGUGUCAGAGUACCCAAUGCUGCUCGAGCAGGACCGAGGCCUGCUUCGCGUUUGGGGAGUUGGUGAGGGCCAGGAUCUCAACGAUGGAGCCCAAGGACCAGGAAGCCCUGACAGUGGCGGCGACGCGGAUGCCUCCUCUCCUGCACCUGGCAGGGAGGGCCUCUGGGGCUGCCCACCUGCAGAUACCUCCAGCCCAGGAACAGUGCCUGGUGAGAUUCCCAGCAGCCACCCUCGACAAGAAAGCGACGGCGGACUUGGACCAGACGGCAGGCCUGAUUUCCGCUCACACAUUCUUUGGGAGUUGUAUGACUCCUACAUCGAAAACAUCCACAAACUGCAUCCCUUCAUGGAUGCCAGUAAGCUCAGAAGGAUGAUCAAUGAAUUCAGCGAGCAGUACAGUCCGGACAUCAACACCAAACACGCCGGAUCACCAGCCGCCAACGCAUUGGCAAACCACCAGCUUAGCCAGAGCCUGAAGCGGAAGCGAUCUGGUAGUGCAUACGCAAUCGAACGCUCCCUGCGUAAUGCCCUCGUCCUCCUUGCCCUCGCGCUCGGCAAGGUCUGCGCUCAUCACGACCCAUUACCUUCGCCUCAGAGUGACAGGAUGUCGCACACGAAUGGUGGCUGGGGUGUGCAUGCCAACGGCAGCUUCAACAAUCGACCACGCAAUUUCGACGUCUUACCGGGUAUGGGCUACUUUGCCUACGCAACUGACAUCCUUGGAAAUCAACAGGGCGGCAACACAGUGGCACAUGCGCAGGCAAUGAUCCUAGCUGCACUCUACCUGAGUCAAUUUGCUCGUGUCUUGGAGAGCUGGAGCUGGAUCAACAACGCUUGCCGUGUCGUCCUUGUCCUUAUCAAGGCGGACUACCAGAAGCUCGACCGGAACUGGUGCCUGGAGAACAGGGCAUCUCUGCCUCCGCAAGAGCGUUACCGGCUCAACCUGGUUAUGCGCGUAUACUGGACUUGUCUUCAGCUCGAGUCAGAUAUUCUGGCCGAGAUGAGCACGCUGCCACCCAGCAGUAUCACAGAUUUCCAAAGCGAGAUCGCGUAUCCAGAUGGCGUAUACGAAUCGGUACCCAUCGAAUCUGGAACUAGUGUUGAGAAGAAGUUUUUUGCCAACCCAAAAACACAGGAAGCAUUUAUGCUCAUGCACAUAAGUCAAAUCUGGCUUCGUGUCAUACUAAACGAGGCGCAUAACAUGCUCUAUGGCAGGAAUGCUCGCCGCAGCUUUGAAACCGUCAAUAUCAAAGAGGUCGCGCAGCGUGCCACAGUGCAUGUGUGUAUCCUCGAGGAUUGGAGACAAGUCCUGCCGUCUACGCUGGCCUGGAACGACGAUGACCCACCGGCUACUGAUAUCAAUGUUGCACGUUUACGUGAUAAGUAGUUCCUCCGCCUCGUUGCUGCACCGUGGCCUCAACCACAGCGCUGAGCCGUGUUGCCCAUAGAUGUCUCAACGCGCUCACCGCCGUCCGCAGCCAGCUACGUCGCGACUGUAACAAAGAGGGUCAAUCUAGGCUGUAGAUGCUGGAUGAUGAGAAGUGCGUUGCAAUGGGGGCAAUGCCAUCGCGAA
Messenger RNA from Macroventuria anomochaeta, 2259 nucleotides. RefSeq lists its product as uncharacterized. NCBI's taxonomy places the organism in Eukaryota, Fungi, Ascomycota, Dothideomycetes, Pleosporales, Didymellaceae. The record is from RefSeq and is a predicted model, not a curated record. Bases 97 to 2073 code for a protein of 658 amino acids. The transcript has 3 exons. Gene Ontology annotation, biological process: regulation of DNA-templated transcription. Gene Ontology annotation, molecular function: zinc ion binding; DNA-binding transcription factor activity, RNA polymerase II-specific.